AUGGAAGAAGAGUUGAGAAACUUAGUCAAGGUUUGUAUCUCUGUCUUAAUCUCCAUAUCUUACUGUUACUACAUCUCUUCAAAAAUUCCCAAAGGUUUUGUUCGUCUCCUUUUUCUUCUUCCCAUCUUUAUUAUCUUUCUUCUCAUCCCUCUCUUCUUUUCAUCCCUCCACUUCUGUGCCAUCUCAGCUUUUUUCCUUACAUGGCUAGCAAAUUUCAAGCUCCUUCUCUUUGCUUUUGAUCAAGAACCUUUAAGCCCACUUCCGUCAAGUUUCUCCCGUUUCCUAUGCUUCACUUGUUUCCCAAUCAAAACCUAUCAAAACCCUUCUUCAAACCGAAUAUACAACAAACCCAAAUGGGUUCUUGCUUCCAAAGUUGUACUCUUUUCCUUCUUAUUACAUCUCUACGGUAAAAAUUAUCAUAACAGUUUACCUCGAUUGGCUUUCUUGUCUAUCUUUACCAUCCAUGUCUACAUUGAGUUAGAAUUUAUCUUAGUCUUAGUGGGUGCUUUACUCUCUACACUUCUUGGUUGUGAAAUCGAACCGGUUUUUAAUGAGCCUUACUUGGCUACUUCUUUUCAAGACUUCUGGAGUCGUAGAUGGAACCGCAUGGUCCCAUCCGUUCUACGUCCAACUGUUCACAUCCCGGUUCAGCGAUUUACAGCGCGGUUAAUCGGUCAAAAUGCGUCUUUUUACGCUGGAAUGCUGGCCACGUUUAUUGUCUCCGGGUUGAUGCAUGAGCUGGUUUACUUUUAUAUUAUCCUAAAGUCUCCAACUUGGGAAGUCACUUGUUUCUUUCUGUUGCAUGGAGUUGUAACUUGUCUGGAAAUAGCUGUAAAGAGGAUGCGGUUGUGUCCAUCGCCACAUCGAGUGGUGUCGCGCCUUGUUGUUGUGGCGUUUAUGUUCGUUACGUCUGUUUGGUUGUUUGCCCCUCAACUACUGAGAUAUGAUGUGCAUAAGAGACUGAUAAGUGAAUGUUUGUUUGUUAUUGACGUUGUCAAAGAAAGUUGUUUCGCAUCUUAAUGUAACGUUCAUAAUUUGAGGAAGCGUUUCUUGUUCUCC
Messenger RNA from Brassica napus (rape), 1059 nucleotides. Its product is annotated as probable long-chain-alcohol O-fatty-acyltransferase 2. The record is from RefSeq and is a predicted model, not a curated record. Gene Ontology annotation, biological process: lipid metabolic process. Bases 1 to 1020 code for a protein of 339 amino acids. The transcript has a single exon. Lineage: Eukaryota; Viridiplantae; Streptophyta; Magnoliopsida; Brassicales; Brassicaceae.